AUGUCGUCUUCAACUCCAACUUCAGCGGCAUACGUAUCGCGACAGAAAAAUGUCGGUCCUCCAUUCCAAAGCGCCUGGCAACCACCAGCACCUCCACCUCCACCAAAGCCGAGUCAAGAGAAUACUCAAUUCAUGCCCCGGCGAGUGAGCCCAAUACAAAAUCCAACUUCCUCAACUGUAGGAAACACGCGAUGUAGCGCAAAGGAUACGCGCUUGGUUGAUGGUACGCAGAGGCUGCCUUUGUCUGAAGAUGAGGGACAAGACUGGGUACCAGUGAUGCUUACACAGAAAUCGAAACCUCAGCUCGUGGAGCUCCUUGAGCAGCCACAUCUCUUGCCGGCUAUUGCGCAUGCGUCAGCGACAAUGUCACCUUCGAUAGCUGCGCUAGAUGCCACGCUUGCAGCGGCGCUCGAUGAUAACAUUGCACUUGCCAAUCAUCUACGCCAGCAAGAAACUAUUCUCGAUGAGACACGCUCGGCAACUCAGGCCCGACUCCUCGCAGCCCACGCUCUCGAGCGUCAAUGGCACCUCAAGCAGGUCGACAUGGAUCGGGCACUUUCCCCUGUGGCACCAUCAUCGCUCUACCAACAGCUCAUUCACAGCAUUCAGGAGCAAGAAAAUAUAUGUUCCUCGCUAGAAGAUACCUUUCUAGAAGCCAAUGAGACCGUUGCUUCAGAAAGAGAAGUUUCUGAAUGGGUGCGCAGUUUCCGCGAGGCUAAAAGAGUCUAUUAUUCGCGUCUCGCACGUAAAGAAAGAUGGGACGAAGGACGUGUCGGUGGUUGGCGAUAG
This is a messenger RNA of Blumeria graminis f. sp. triticale, 789 nucleotides long. The record is from the annotation of a GenBank genome assembly. NCBI's taxonomy places the organism in Eukaryota, Fungi, Ascomycota, Leotiomycetes, Helotiales, Erysiphaceae.